Molecule: messenger RNA, 949 nt
Organism: Lindgomyces ingoldianus
Lineage: Eukaryota; Fungi; Ascomycota; Dothideomycetes; Pleosporales; Lindgomycetaceae
Exons: 2
Coding region: 53-664 (203 amino acids)
Biological process (GO): regulation of transcription by RNA polymerase II
Cellular component (GO): mediator complex
Molecular function (GO): transcription coregulator activity
Source: RefSeq, a predicted model, not a curated record
CGCUUCUUAACAGCACCCCGGAUAUCUGAAAGGCACGCUUUUCAAUUCUAAAAUGGCAGACACGACCAUAGCCAAUCUCUCACCAGCCGAACAAGCGCAACUAAACUACCGCCAACUCGCCGCAGAGCACAUCCGAGAGCUAAGCUCCGUCAAUGAGCGAAUCCCCCCCCUCCUCCUGACCUCCGCAACCGCCCUCUCCACCCUCACCAACGCGCCCAUCUCCCACCCCUCUUACCCCCAUCCACCACCUCACGCCGACACCCCCGCCUACCGCCAAUCCCGCUUCCUCGACUCUGCUCAAGAAUUCUUUACAUCCAUCACCAGCAUCCGCGAAACGCUGCACGCACAAAUAAACGACUUGCACGAUAACCAUGUCAUCGCGGCGGAGGUGAUGAAAGUGCCUGCAGACACGACGGCGACGGCGGCGACAGGAGGAGUACGAGGGGCAGGAGCCGGGGGGAUAGUGGGAGGGGGGAAGGAAAAGGCAAAAACUGGUAUGGAAGGGAUUACGAAUGGUGGGAUGGGGAGUUUUGAUAUUGGGGUUUUGAAUACGAGGGCUAGGGGUGGGAGGAUUGCGGAUGGAGAGGUGCUUGCACGGUUGGAGAGGCUGGUUGAUGGGUUCGGGAAAGAAGAUGAAGGGGAGGGCAUGUAUGUGGAUGGUUGAGGGGCGCAAGAAGAGGGUUGUUUGCAUGUGAUAUCGUGGAUUUGGCAUUGGUGGUUUUGACAAGCCUAAUGUUUCGUGGACAUUGUUCUCGCGUCCUUCGCGAACUAUGCCCUGACAAGGAGUUCGCUACUCCCAAAACACAUUGAGGAAGAAGAGGCAGCGCCCGUACCCUCGGGCUAGGGUGUUUAGUUCACUAACUACCGACCUAGUAGAACUAUAGCGUCACCGGAGUGAAAUGGCAGAUGAGUUUUGAUUAUAUAUACAAAAUAAACAGAGCUUUAUAUC